UUCCUAUGCAGUGGACACUUGCCUUUGCUCUCUGCGCCGUCGCCAUGGUCCACGCCAUCGACGCUGCGCCACAUACCCUCCAAGGAUCGCCCGUGCUAUCCGACGCCACGACGUUGACCUCUGCCGGCAACAGCAGUCUCAGCGUCAGCGGCAGUGCAGGUGCUAUUGCGCUCGACCUCCAAACUAUCGCAGCCAACGGCCUCUCGCUGGCCAACGCCGCGAGCCUUCUCAACAGCGUCCAGUCGGCCAUCGACAGCGGGAUCCUCGACGUCAAGGACCCGGCUGCGCUCAUCAGUAGCAUCCGCGACGUCCUCCAAAGCCCCAGCACAAGCGACGGCGCAGCGAUCGUCGACGCAAUCGUGGCGCUCCUCCGCGCGGCGGUGCAGGUGGACCCCAACCCUAAGGUGUGUCGUCGUCAAGCCAUUGGUCGUGGAAUCGGGUCGCCCGCCGCGACUCAGUGCUUGACCGACGAGGACAAAUACGGCGCGCUCUGCUACCCAAAGUGCAAGGAAGGCUACGAGGCGUUUGGCUGCUGCAUCUGCCGCAAGAAGGGUUGUGGCGGUGCUGAUUGCGCCAAGGACAGCUAUGGCCGCGGCGUCGGCGUCUCGCGCCUCGUGUGCCCUGCGAAUCUCGAAAAGAGCGGCCUCUUCUGCUACCCGCCGUGCGCGCCACGCCAAACCGGUGUCGGAGCCUUUUGCUUUCCCGACUGCGUGUCGCCCACCAGCGCCGACUGCGGCCUCUUUUGCACGUCGACCGUCGCGACGUGCGUGAGCACAACUGUCGAUAUCCUUGGGUCGUCGGCCAAGAUCACGCUCGCGCUGGUUACGCAAGACUACAUUGGCGCCAUCACCUCGCUCAUCCAAGUCGGCGGCAAGUACUUGUCACUCGACAAGUGCCCCAAAUGAGCUACCGUGUCGAACGAGCUCGCUUUCAAGUAACAUAGCGUUAACAACAUGAAACCAGUUGUCUGAGUUGCCCAGAUGUGAACGAUGGCAGAUUGUGAAAAUCGCCUGUUGCCACCCAACAA
Saprolegnia diclina VS20 is the source of this 1027-nucleotide messenger RNA. RefSeq lists its product as hypothetical. The coding region runs from base 6 to 905 and encodes 299 amino acids. Lineage: Eukaryota; Oomycota; Saprolegniomycetes; Saprolegniales; Saprolegniaceae. The record is from RefSeq and is a predicted model, not a curated record. The transcript has a single exon.